Periconia digitata is the source of this 389-nucleotide messenger RNA. NCBI's taxonomy places the organism in Eukaryota, Fungi, Ascomycota, Dothideomycetes, Pleosporales, Periconiaceae. The record is from the annotation of a GenBank genome assembly.
UGCGGCAAGCCUUAUCAAGAGAGUAGUGGCGUUGCGCGAAAGUGGCAUGUGAGAUAGUUUGCUAUUGACUGAUGUGAGAAUAUGUUGAUGUGUCAGGCACACUGUUUCGGAUGCGCCUAUACUCCCAUUAGGGCAGCAACGUCCUUCAGAGAAGCGAAGUUGUCCGUGCUGGUAGCCUCUUCCGACUGCGCCUUGUUCAGGUUCGCCUGUAAUAUACCGUUUCUCACUGCACAGCCGUCCUGUUGGUAGGAAGGUUGUUUUGAAUGAGAUAGGAUCUAGGCUCCAGGGCUCGGGGCGUGCCUUUCUGACCACGAUGAGCGAUCCCAGAUCCGCAGGCUUUGUCGGCGAUUUCCAAAGCCUUAAGAGUCUUCGUGAAUAUGAACCGAACU